CUGGACAGGAGACAGAAAGAUGUGUGGUUACAGAUUUGAAAUGUUUCAAUCUAGAAAUACCGUGGAUCUAAAAGUUGAAUAAUUUGAUGUAGAGAGAUACAGAAAACAAAUAUAACGCUCUCCCAUACCGUAAAGCAUAUUUCCGCAAAGUGGGAGUGAAAAAACGUGAUAUGUUUCUGGAACAGUUACAAGAAAUAAGGAACUUUUCGUAUAAGUAAAUGGAAAAUUAAGUUUUGUUUUCCAGAAGAUGGCGUUAUUAUUUCUUUGGCUCUCAGCAGCAUCAGUGAUGAUAUUGACAAACGCAAUGAUAUGGGACGAAGACAACGGGGAAAUCUGUGGCCCUGUGGAAGUAACUGCUAAUGCGACAAGGCUCCAGGAUUACCGACAUUGCAGAAUUAUUGAAGGGCACCUUCGGAUCCAACUGACUGGAGAUAACAACGAGACAUGGAAUGAUCUAAGUCUUCCAGAGCUAACACAGGUGACAGAUUACGUGAUGCUUUAUCGCUUGACCCAUCUGUCUACCCUUGACACGAUUUUGCCUCGCCUGGCCGUCAUCAGGGGAAAUGCCCUUUUCCACGAGCAUGCUCUCGUUGUCUUCGGAAAUAUACACUUACGCGAAGAUAACUAUGAGAUGUGCAUAUACGACCCAUGCGAAAGAACUGGAAACUGCACACACUUUACUUCAGCGAUGUACACCAACUGCCGAGAUUUCGGUGGAUGUCGUGAAGGUGAUCAGUGCCAUCUAGAGUGCGUAGGAGGUUGUUUCAUUCCCGGCAACGCGUCUGCUUGUGUGGCAUGCAAGCACUAUCAGCAUGGGUCCACUUGUGUCCGUGCCUGUCCUGCUAAAUCGCCCCGAAACGUGCACGAUCUACGCUACAAAUGUGUGGCGGCCAGCACUUGUGAAGCGAUGUCCGGAAUCGUCAGAGUUAUGAAGCUGCCAGACUCGGGCAUUUCAGCGCCUGUUUGUAUACACUGUGAUGGUAACUGCAGCAGGACGUGUAAGGGAGAAACAAUAACUAGCAGAAACACUGGCAGGAAUCUUCGUGGUUGCAAGAAAGUUAAUGGAAGCCUCAACAUUUCAGUUGCAGGAGGCUUGAACAUCACACAGCAACUUGAGGAAAAUCUCGGAGAGAUUGAGGAAGUAUCUGGUUACAUUCGAGUGUACGGUUCAGAUACACUUUUUUCUCUCAAUUUCCUCAAGAAUCUGAGACACAUUCGUGGAGAAGAGAAAAUGCAUGGCCUGUACGCCCUGUACGUGUUGGAGAAUGCCAAUCUGCAGGAGCUUUGGGACUGGCGGCAACGGUCGGACGUCUUGUACAUACAUAGUGGAUCUCUGUUUUUCCAUUACAAUCCAAGCCUUUGUCCCCUUCUCAUACAAGAACUGGUCUCCAUGACCUCAGCAAAAACCCAAAAAUAUGCAAAUAUCUCCAACACAUCCAACGGAAAUAGUAUCCCAUGUUUUGAAUCUGAGCUGCCUGUUCAGGCACAGGCAGGGGAAGACGUGGGUACGAUCAGUGUCAGAUGGCAACAUGAAUACCAUGGUAUCGACGACCGCUUUGUCAUUGGUUAUUACGUGUUCUAUAGAGAGACAGAUGAGAACGUUACGCUCUUCGGAGGACGUGACGCAUGUAACGACAAUGAGUAAGUGUUUCGGACCUGAAAUAAUUAAGCCAAUGCAGGGUGCACCUUGCAAGUACAUUGAAGAGACGGCACUUUUGCAUGUAGAUACACAGUACGUCUAGAGAACUCUUAAGUUCAGAGCUCAUACACUAGAAUUUAGAAUCUGAAUAUUUCGAAAAUGUGUUCAAUGAAAAAUACCUUAUGCAGAAGACCAUGACUUGUUCAUUCCUGUUCAUGAAUCUUUAUACUUUUUUAUGUAGAUGGCUGCCAUAGAGGGAUGGUAAAGAUAUAAACAACAGAUCGUUAGCUA
Messenger RNA from Penaeus indicus, 1930 nucleotides. Its product is annotated as insulin receptor-like. The coding region runs from base 248 to 1645 and encodes 465 amino acids. The transcript is spliced from 11 exons. NCBI's taxonomy places the organism in Eukaryota, Metazoa, Arthropoda, Malacostraca, Decapoda, Penaeidae. The record is from RefSeq and is a predicted model, not a curated record.